AUGGUGUUGCUCGAGACUCAUCAAGCCAUCUCUGAGAACAAUCCAUCCAGCAGAAGUGAAAUGGCGUCGCUCAACAAGACUUAUCAAAUCAACCGAACAGAAGAGAAAUGGAGUAUGUCAAGACUUUGUAUCAAGCCAUCUCUGAAAAGAAUCGAUCCAGAAGAAAAGAAAUGGUGUCCCUCAAGACUCAUCAAGCCAUCUCUGAGAAGACUCCAUCCAGCAGAAGAGAAAUGGCGUCGCUCCAGACCCAUCAAGUUGUCGUUGCUUUAUCAUUACAGACUUAUCAAGCCAUCUCUGAGAACAAUCCAUUCUGCACGAACUCGUGCUCAGACGCGUGAAGGGACCAGGGUACCAGUGGAGACCGUACAUUCCGACGCAUCAAGUGCGGGCAUGAGUCGCAAGGGAGACAGCGUAACCUCCACCAUUUCUCGCCAUUCUCAUUCGACUAGAACAGCUUCAGCCGUUUCCUUGGCCCGAUUGGCGAGAUAUCGCAAAUUUGAAAUCGACAGUGAUGAAAACAAAGAUGCCCCGGAUUCAGACCAUGAUGCUACACUUUCAGAUGGAGCCCCUUCCAGAAACCCUCGAGGACCACAACCCGACACCGAGCCAGAAGAUACAGAACCUGAGGACCAAGCUGAGUUGACCGAUAAUGAAGAGGAGGAAAGAGAGGUCCCACUCAGCGCUUGGGUCCAUCUCCUGACAAAUCACUGUCAAGUGAACAGCAAGCAAGACAACAUCAUCUGUGGCAAGCUAAAGAGCAAGUGCCGACUCCGCCUCCACAAAGAACUUCAAAGCAGUGGCGAACGGGCAGCCCCACGUUGGUAUGAAGGAGUCCCGUCUACCAAGGACAUUUACAAGGAAACAGGGGAAUUUAUUAUCCACGGUCAACAAUAUGACGAAGAGGAAGAACAUGAUGACACCGAUGUCAAUACUAGCAAAGUGGAUUCUGAGGGACAAUUCUUGGAUGGCUCGGACGACGACCACCAAGACGACCUUGACCAAAUCAAUGAACUGAUCGCUGAGAUUGAAGAGGCCAAGUUGAAGAAGCUGAAAGCGGAGAAGGCAAGACUGGAGGCAAAGAAGGCGGCAAGCCAGUCUCCUCGUAAGAAGAAGCGCAACCUCCCAGAGGAAAGUUCCCAUUGCAAGAAAGAGGACACUGAAGGGAACUACGCCUAA
Cylindrotheca closterium is the source of this 1176-nucleotide messenger RNA. The record is from the annotation of a GenBank genome assembly. Lineage: Eukaryota; Bacillariophyta; Bacillariophyceae; Bacillariales; Bacillariaceae.